Bursaphelenchus xylophilus (pine wood nematode) is the source of this 527-nucleotide messenger RNA. The record is from the annotation of a GenBank genome assembly. NCBI's taxonomy places the organism in Eukaryota, Metazoa, Nematoda, Chromadorea, Rhabditida, Aphelenchoididae.
AUGCGUUCGUCUCUGGAGCUCUUUCAAGCCGCUGCUGAAUGGAUCAUUGUGUUAGCUUUCUUCUUCCUGAACAUUUUCCUCGUUAAGGAAACCUACAGGGCCUUGAAAUGGAGAUUUGAGAAAGAUGCCUUGAACGAAGACUUUGAAAAGGUUGCUACCAAGUUGAAAUUGUGUUCAAGCUUUGAGAUACUCAUUUAUAUUGUUCAUGGUGUAAGAUAUUUUUCUUUAAUGGAUCCUUCUUGUGAUAUGCCACAAGGUAGAGGAGAUUUGAUCCGGCUUUCUGGGCUCUGUUUGUGCUUACAAUUAGCUUUUGUGCUGCUUGAAAGCCUUGGAGGAAAAUCGACAGAUACCGGUAAGUUUUUGUUUAAUGGUGAUUUUUUUGAUGGUAUCUCAGAGCAAAUCUUUGAAAAAUCUAUUUAAAAGAGAUUUUCAGCCAUCUCCGACUUCGCAGACCUCGAACUCGGCAUCCCGUCGCUUUUCAAGCAGAUCGAAGGCUCGGAAUGCAUCAUCUGCCUCGAGGCCAUUGA